AUGAACCACUCAUUUCUAAUUCAUGUGUCAAAGACCAUUCCUCGCUCCAAAGUGAAUCAAGCGAUUUGGUCACAGCUACAAUCACCAGCAGCACCUAAACCUCUGAAUUUACGUUCGUUUUCAACUAGCCGCAGCCAAGGCAACGUGUCCAUCUGGGGUGGGGAAAAUGUCAUUCGAGCUGCCAGAAAGAACCACCAAUCAUUAUGCAUUGGACUCGAGCCUAUUCGCAAUGCAGCAGUAUUGCGUCGUGCUGCUUCGUCUUAUUCAACUGUCGAGAUGAAGGAUCGUGAUCCCAAAGACAAUCCCUCUGAUCAAGCACCUCCACCAGCCAACAAUGGUGGCAAUACAGCCGGCAAUGGCGAUGGCCAUGAAGGCGGCAACGGUAGUAAUAGCAAUGGAAAUGGAGAUGGCAAAUCAAACAAGAACCAUUCAUGGGAUGUAGUGGACAAUCAGCUUCAAAAGCCAACUGUGCCCGAGGUGUAUCCCCAAGUGUUGGCACUCCCUAUCGCUGGUCGACCUUUAUUUCCCGGAUUUUACAAGGCAGUUGUCAUCAAAGAGCCAACUGUUACUGCAGCAAUCAAAGAGCUUAUGAAGCGCGGUCAACCUUACGUGGGUGCUUUUCUCUUAAAAGACGAAGGAUUGGACGUAGACACAAUUACCAACAUUGACCAAGUGCACAAAGUGGGCGUGUUUGCUCAGAUCACAAGCGUGUUUCCUGCGACAUCUGGAAAAGAGGAAACGGGAUUGACGGCAGUGCUGUAUCCUCAUCGACGUAUCAAGAUCAACGAACUGCUCCCCAUCAAGGAGAAACACAGCGUGGCUGCUGUGGAAGAAGUGACAUCCAACAAGCCUGCAGUUGCUGACGAGGGCGACAAGGCGGUUGAAAAGGUAUCAAAGAAGGCCAAAUCUGAAUUUGAGCCCGAGAAAGCUGUCGUGCAAAAGUCAGAUGAAUUCUUGUCAGAUGAAGCUGCUGCUGCAGAGGCCAAUAAGACCGACUCACAGUAUGCCACCUCAUUUUUGGCUGAUGAUUAUGCUGUAUCACUUGUCAAUGUCGAGAACUUUGUAGAACCUGAAUUUUCCAAAAAGAGCCCUUACAUUCGCGCAGUAACAUCUGAAAUCGUCUCUGUAUUCAAGGAAAUUGCAUCGUUGAAUCCUCUCUUCAGAGACCAAAUCGCCAGCUUUUCCAUGUCACAGUCUGCUGGUAACGUCUUUGAUGAGCCCUCCAAGUUGGCUGAUUUCGCUGCUGCCGUGUCUGCUGGUGAAGCAUUGGAGCUUCAAGAAGUAUUGGAAACAUUGCCUGUUGAGGAAAGACUUCAAAAGUCGCUUGUCGUCCUCAAGAAGGAGCUCAUGAAUGCUCAGCUACAAAACAAGAUCUCCAAGGAUGUCGAGAGCAAAAUUGCCAAGCGUCAGCGUGAGUAUUACUUGAUGGAGCAAUUGAAGGGUAUCAAAAAGGAGCUUGGAUUGGAAAGCGAUGGCAAAGACAAGUUGGUGGAGGGAUUCAAGGAGAAGGCCACCAAGCUCGCUAUGCCAGCUACUGUCAAGAAGGUGUUUGACGAAGAGAUUAACAAGCUUGCUCAUCUUGAACCGGCUGCCUCCGAGUUCAAUGUCACUCGCAACUAUCUGGAUUGGAUCACACAAAUCCCUUGGGGUCAACGCUCGCGUGAAAACUACAACAUUAAGCAUGCCACCACUGUCUUGGAUGAAGAUCACUAUGGCUUGAAGGACGUCAAGGAUAGAAUUUUGGAGUUCAUUGCUGUUGGUAAAUUAAGAGGCACCGUCGAGGGUAAGAUUCUCUGUCUCUCUGGGCCUCCUGGUGUUGGUAAAACCUCCAUUGGUAAGAGUAUUGCCAGAGCAUUGGAUCGUGAAUUCUUCCGUUUCUCUGUGGGUGGUUUGACGGACGUUGCUGAAAUCAAGGGUCAUCGUCGUACCUAUGUUGGUGCCAUGCCUGGUAAAGUGAUUCAGGCUUUGAAGAAGGUGCAAACUGAAAAUCCCUUGAUCUUGAUUGAUGAAAUUGAUAAGCUGGGUCGUGGCCACCAAGGCGACCCAUCCUCUGCACUUUUGGAGCUGCUGGAUCCUGAACAAAACAGCAGUUUCUUGGAUCACUACAUGGAUGUCCCCGUCGAUUUAUCCAAAGUGCUCUUUGUCUGUACCGCCAAUGUGUUGGAUACCAUUCCCGGCCCACUUUUGGAUCGUAUGGAAGUCAUUCAACUUUCUGGCUACAUUGCUGAAGAAAAGGCUGCCAUUGCAGAAAAGUACCUUGCUCCUGCUGCCAAAACCGCUGCAGGCCUUGAAGAUGUCAAUGUUAAUUUGACUCCUGAAGCCAUUGAUGCUUUGAUCAAGAACUAUUGUCGCGAAAGCGGUGUUCGUAACUUGAAGAAGCACAUUGACAAGGUCUUCCGCAAGGCUGCUUUCAAGGUGGUUCAAGAGUUUGGUGAAGAUGAAAAGAAGCCAGUCGAGGAAACCAAGGUUGAGGAAACGAAGCAAGAUGACGCUAGCACUGAAACCAAGCCUAAAGAGGAGAAGCAAGACAGAAAGCCUCUUGUUGUUUCCAAAGAUGUUUCCAUUGACAUUAAUAAUGAAAACUUGAAGGAUUAUGUUGGCCCUCAAGUCUAUCAAGCUGAACGCCUUUAUGAAAAAACUCCUCCUGGCGUUGUCAUGGGCUUAGCUUGGACUAGCAUGGGUGGCACUUCUCUUUACAUUGAGUCUGUUUUAGAGUCUUCACUCAGCCCCAAAUCCACCCCUCAUCUCUCAAAGACUGGCCAGCUCGGCGAUGUCAUGAAGGAAUCUACAAGCAUUGCUUAUACAUACGCAAAGUCUCUGAUGGCUACACAUUUCCCCAAGAACAAGUUCUUUGACAAGGCCAAGGUUCAUUUGCACUGUCCCGCUGGCGCUGUUCCCAAGGAUGGUCCUUCUGCCGGUGUCACAAUGACCACUGCAUUAAUGUCAUUAGCUCUCAACAGACCUGUCAGUUCCAACAUUGCCAUGACAGGUGAAUUGACUGUUACUGGUAAAGUAUUGAAGAUUGGCGGUUUGAAGGAAAAGACAAUUGCUGCCAAGCGUUCCAAGGUGAACACCAUCUUGUUCCCUAAGGAUAACCAAGCUGAUUGGGAUGAGUUACCCGACUACAUCAAGGAGGGCUUGACCGGUGUGCCUUGCGACACGUACAAGGAUGUCUAUGAUGUUGUCUUUGGCGAUAUCCAAAAAGAAGAAGUCGAGAAUGUUUGGAGUGAUGUUUUGAAGGAAGAAGAGGAAAAGAAGGAGACCACUACUGCUUAA
Molecule: messenger RNA, 3276 nt
Organism: Mucor velutinosus
Lineage: Eukaryota; Fungi; Mucoromycota; Mucoromycetes; Mucorales; Mucoraceae
Exons: 4
Coding region: 1-3276 (1091 amino acids)
Biological process (GO): protein catabolic process; chaperone-mediated protein complex assembly; protein quality control for misfolded or incompletely synthesized proteins
Cellular component (GO): mitochondrial matrix
Molecular function (GO): single-stranded DNA binding; serine-type endopeptidase activity; ATP hydrolysis activity
Source: RefSeq, a predicted model, not a curated record